This is a messenger RNA of Alternaria burnsii, 1752 nucleotides long. RefSeq lists its product as uncharacterized. Lineage: Eukaryota; Fungi; Ascomycota; Dothideomycetes; Pleosporales; Pleosporaceae. The record is from RefSeq and is a predicted model, not a curated record. Bases 1 to 1752 code for a protein of 583 amino acids. The transcript is spliced from 5 exons.
AUGAACGACAUCAUCAAAGCCAUUCAUCUUAUGGGCCAGAAAUCUAAAAAUGUCAAACUGAGGAAGAGCAGUACGUGCGACCGAUGUUUGUCAACAUGGCCAAAAGUACCCUUCGAUGAAGUCAGUGUGGAUAUCUUCAGAAUCGAAGAAAGAGCAGAAGAGCUACUGUUAUCGACAUCUGGAAGUCUAGAAGUACACGAAACCCUCGAGGGGUCACACGUUGAUUUUGAUACAAUAAAGAUCUGGCUUGAAGAAUGCGACUCGCAUAUUCGGUGCACGUCCGGUGUACGACAAAAACCGCAGAAUCUAAAAGUCAUCGACUGUAUGGAAAGAGCUGUCAUUUCAGCACCCAUGAACUGCCAGUAUGUGGCUUUGUCAUAUGUAUGGGGUGGCUUGGUCUUCAAGACAGACUCGACAUCCGGACUUUUGCCUAGGUAUCGGUAUCUCUGGGUUGACGCUUUCUGUAUAAAUCAAGAUGACGCAGAGGAUAAGCAUCAUCAAAUUCAACAGAUGGACUUGAUAUAUACCUCAGCGAUGCUCACCCUGAUCGCCGCGGCAGGCAAUGACCCCUCUUAUGGCCUACCAGGUAUAAGUAAUGCACGGAAGUUAAGGUAUCUAGAAACUGCUAUUGGAAAUGUGUCGAUAUCAUUUACUCCAAAGGCGGUCUACGAUGCUGUUGCCGAUUCCCCAUGGUUCACACGGGGGUGGACAUUCCAGGAAGGCUAUCUUUCACGCAAAAGACUGUACUUUACUGAGAGUGGUGUGUUGUACAUUUGUAGGAAAUCGUAUGAACACGAACGCUUUUGUCGUGGUCUUGCUGGAUCGGGUGUCUCUAUGCUCAGAGGUAGCGUGGACUCGCGAGCCUUCGAGAUUGAGGACGAUGGACAUAGGGUGCUCCACGAAGUCAUGCGAUUGCUGGAGCAGUACAUGACACGUCAACUCAGCUACGAGACUGACGUUUUGAACGCGAUACUGGGCGUCUUGAACUACCACCAUACAAGAAACCUGUCUAUUGGAACCAUAUGUGGCCUGCCAUACCAAACAUCGAUUGCUGGCCCGGGUAUAAUAUGCCUAAAUUGGCGGCACGACAGACCCGCUACCAGACGACUAGGAUAUCCUAGUUGGUCACCAUUUGGCUGGGUAGGCCCUGUCAGGUUUUCACACAUUGAUUACCAAUUCCAUCCAUCGGAAAAGGACGAUGCCACCUUUUCUUACCACAUUCGAGAUGGGUCUGCGAACUGGAACCAUCUGGACACCUUACAGUACUUACAAAUCACUGUCAGUGUUCAUGAUCUACCCAUCGUAAACUUAGUACGGUCAGAUUCGGAAGACUUGAAUGGCAUGCUUUCAGAGCGCCUGAGAACGAUGCUAGUGGUUCCUGCUGGCGGUACUAAGGUGAAUCAUGGAAAGCUUAAUUAUUACAUGGAUAUCACGUGGGAUACAGACCCACCUGAUCACUACAACAACACCCGGGUCACAUGCGCAAUCUUCGACGAUCAUCAAGUCGUACCUAGUUGGCUGAUGAUACUAAGAAACCACGAAACCCAUUACGAACGUAUAGGGUUCGCGUCACGCGCAACCAUGUUAAGAGCAGGAGGAUUCCACGAGUUGGCUUUUACUACCAAUGGCAUACCGACCCUGCGCCCUAUGGAGGGUACGACGGCUUACCCGUAUGGUGGUGGUGGUAGAGAUAAAAAAGAUUUUAUCUGGCUGCAAGACAUCACAAGAAAAGUGACUAUCACUCUUGGCUAA